Messenger RNA from Monopterus albus (swamp eel), 3279 nucleotides. RefSeq names its product family with sequence similarity 89 member A (gene fam89a). Bases 1 to 519 code for a protein of 172 amino acids. The transcript has 2 exons. The record is from RefSeq and is a predicted model, not a curated record. NCBI's taxonomy places the organism in Eukaryota, Metazoa, Chordata, Actinopteri, Synbranchiformes, Synbranchidae.
AUGCACAGAAGCAGUGGUGGUAGUAGGAGAAGUCCCCCCCUGCCGAAGAGCCUGAGCGGCUUGCUGAACUCAAGCGGCGGCUCCUGGAGAGAAAUGGAGAGGAUGUACGUGAAGAAAACCAUGAUCCAGGACGACCUGAGCCGAGGCAGGAACAACACCGACAACCUGCUGGCGAACAAGCCUGCCAACCUCGAUGCCGCUCUGGCUCUUCUACGGAAAGAGAUGGUGGGCUUGCGUCAGCAGGACAUGUCCUUGCUGUGCCAGCUGUGGUCACUGCACGAGUCAAUCCAGGAGUACAAAGGGAGCUGCCAGGACCUGAGCGCCGCGUCCAGCCUCAGCAUGAUGGACAAUGGCUACUUCGAUGAGGACGAUGAGUAUUACCCCGAGCCUGGCAACACUCCCACUGGAGAACAGCCGGAUGGAGAGGUUGGAUAUGGGACAGCAACAAUGAUGACGGCCAAGAAUGGAAGCAGCAGCGGCAAAGACGACAGCUGGGAUUCUUUUCAUGUUGCCAUCUGAGGGCUCAUUCUCAGCAUUUCUCUGCAGAUGGGUAGUAGACAUCCUGGGGGUAACAGACUGAGUUAAGCUGGUGGAAAAGCUGAGUGGCUUUGGAAACUCUCUGGCCUCCAAGAACAGUGAGGUUGCUUAGAGAUAGCAGGUUAUGGUGUCCAAUGACCAUAAUAGACUAUAACUGUAAAGCACCAGCUCCAGCUUAACUUUAACUCUUCCUCAGGUGAAACGUAUACCUGCUUGUGCUGCAGAAUGUUUUUUCCUCGCUGCUUGACCAGGAGCCUUAUCAGGCUGCGGAGCUGAGUGGCCAGAUGUUUUUUUUGACUGAUGGCUGUUUAACAUCCUCAGAAACUCAGGAGUUGUGAUGGAUAGUAUUUAAAGACUUCUUAUACUCAUAAUUAGGCAAUAUAUACAAUAUAUUUCUUUUUUUAAAAGGCUCUGCUGCUGCUUCUAUAUCAAGUGGUUUGGCUGUCGCCUUUUUUUUUUUUACAUAUACAAAAUAUAUGGACAAAAUUUUAUUUAUUAUAUAAUAUAAACAACCAGAUAUUUGCUUUCCUGUUACUCUAUGGAUGUUUUGUACUGCAGCUCUACCCAGGUACAGGCGUCCGGCAUGUACGAAAUGGGAAUCCCCAAAACUGGGGCAUCAAAAGUGAAUGCAGAGAUUUCUGAGCUCUGCAAUCAAAGAGGUUAUCGACUUUGUGGACAUGCUGAUGGAGACUGUUUGUUACUAAUCAGUGAUGUGUAUAAAUUGGAAAGGUCUGGAGAUGAGUUGUCAGACCUCACGAAUGGAGAAAGAGGUGGAGUCCUCAUACCUGUAUGCUGAAUACAGUCUUUUUUUGCUUUUCAGAAGGAGCAGAUAUGUGCUCUGAAAAUGUGAAAUGUUAAACGCUGAAAACAGUUUUGCAUUGUGACAAACCUGGAAGCCCAGUGUGUUAGGCUACAGAAACAGUGCUGUGUUUCAUGAACUGUGAUGUGUCACUGAAGAAGGCCCAGAUAACAUCCAAGUAAUAUCAAACACUAAGACGUGAAUCUGGCAAAUUAUGAUCCUUUUUGUUAAUUGCAACUCAGGUCUCAUUUCCACUGUUACGGCCAUCAUUCCUGUCCGUUAUAACAUUGCAUGUACUGAGUUGAUGGUUGAGGUCUGGGAAAGUGGCAGGAUCGCCAAAAAGAAGUCAGACGGGAUGAGAAACUCAGGCAGCUGCUCCCAGAUGUGAACAGCUGCAGUGAAGUGUGAUCAUAAUCAAUAGACAUGUAAAUAAAACCCAAGUUGGAAUAAAUGAAGAUUAUCCUUUAACAUAGCCAGGUAGCAAGUGCUAACUAUCAAGCUGAAAAUAAUCAGUAAAAACAAACAAACAAAAAAAGAUAAAGUGACUUAUUCAGCAAUUUUCCUCAUAACCAGCUCUGAGACAUUCAUUCCUAAUCUGCUCAGGCAAAUCCUGGUCAGGUCUCCCUUAAAAAAAGAGAUCUUGAUCUCAGUGGGACUUCCUGGUACAAUAAAGGUUAAAUAAAAUAAAAGAUAAAAUACUCCAUCAGAAGUGCAUGAAUGUGUUAGUGUCACAUUUUCAGCAGUCGGGUUUCUGUGGCCUUCAGCUGUUGCUUACAGUGUAAACGCACAACUGUAGCUCUACACCUGGUAGCAAAUAUCAGCUGAGUACAGGCUGUUUUAUACUUGGUGUCCUAUAUAAACAUCUUCAGCAACCUCAUCCUGCCAACACUAACAACAGGCUUAAGACCUGUCUGAUCACUAUUUAAGACACGUCUGAGGGAUGUAAUGGACAUUAUGACGGUGUUUCAUCAUACCUGCAUAUCUCCUACGGGCUGUCCUACAUUUAUAUAAUGCGGGGUUUCAGUUACCUGACAGUACUGGUCGCUAACAAGAUUGUAACAGCAGGCGUUUUUCACUUGGAACAAAACAUGAAAAUACCUUCCAGUACAGUGAAAUAACUCUCUCCUGGUGAAUCUCUGCUUGCUGUUUGAAGAGUGUUUUUCAUUGAAACUUUGAACUAAACACUCCACAGAUGGAGCCUUACUUUAAACUCCAGGUAUCUUUUACACCCAUUGACCCACGACAAGCUAUUGCAUUUGGAUGUGCACAUUUUUGUACUUCUGAUACACCUGAAUGGUCUGUUCUGUCUUCCUUCAUAUCUAAACUCUACAGCAAAGGUCUCAGCUGAACCUGUAGCAUGUACUGUCAUACAUGACAGCUGUCCUAGCACUCAAACUGCAGGCAGACUUUAUUGCAUCAGCACCAACCCUCACCUUGAGAAGCUGUAUAGUGUCUGUAUAGAUCAUAUCAUGUUUGUAGACUGGUCCACUAUUUGUGCGCUUGUGGGGCACAAACCAAAGAAAGUACAGCCGUCAAAAUGAGAUGUAUUUGGUGCUGAAGAAAACGCUGUCCUAGCUUACUUAUCAUGAAUGGUUAUAUUUUGUUUCUAAGGUAAACUUCAUAAUGAUGUUGGUUGUCUUGAAAAAAAAUGUCUUUACAAGUCAUUUUGCAGCUGAUGAAUGGAGUUAGGGGCUUCACUGAUGGAGCGAACACUAUGCCUUUAGCCUACUCAACGAACUACUCAUAUUUUCAAUUUACACAAAGUGUUUGAUGUUUAAUCAUGGUUAUUGUAAGCCGGAUGUCACCACUUGACAUAUGAAAGUCUAAAACACCUACAUGUGCUGUGGAAAGAGCUCGAAGUCAAAGGUGCAGUAACAGUUGCUGUGUACAAAAUUGAUGGUUGAACAGUUUGAUCGUUGCUAUUAAAAGUGAGUAAAGUUAAA